Messenger RNA from Seriola dumerili (greater amberjack), 6216 nucleotides. RefSeq names its product glucuronic acid epimerase (gene glceb). Gene Ontology annotation, biological process: heparan sulfate proteoglycan biosynthetic process. The record is from RefSeq and is a predicted model, not a curated record. Bases 286 to 2073 code for a protein of 595 amino acids. Gene Ontology annotation, cellular component: Golgi apparatus. Gene Ontology annotation, molecular function: heparosan-N-sulfate-glucuronate 5-epimerase activity. Lineage: Eukaryota; Metazoa; Chordata; Actinopteri; Carangiformes; Carangidae. The transcript has 6 exons.
CGCUGUUGUGGCUGGGAGGCAGCACAGUCAGCCAGUCUCUUUGGUUGCACUGUGAUUUAGUGUGAGGUAAAGUAGGACUCUUUUAAACUAACCGACCCACCGAAGACAAUUACUACUCUCGUCCCUGAACAAACUCCUGCUCUGCACGACACCUUUGAUUCUCCAGGUGCUGAGGAAACUGCAAGCAGAAAGUACCAGAAGAACCAGCUGUGUCAAGACUCGGAGGUGAACGUUGAGAGGAUGUUGGGCGCUUCUUUGUGAAUGGAUUAGAGGUGAGUUGCGACCAUGCGCUGCCUGGCUGCUCGGGUCAACUACAAGACCCUCAUCGUCAUCUGCGCCCUCUUCACACUCAUCACCGUGUUGCUGUGGAACCGAUGCUCCAGUGACACCGCCGUACGCUUCCUGCCUCGUGCCGCCCUGGUGGCUCCAAGUCCCAAGGUGGGCGAUGCCAGCAUCAGCAGCCAACAGCACCCUCCACAACCUCCAGAGCCCCCGCCUGUCGUUGGGGUUGUAGGUGGGGUCAAGUAUGAAGAAAUUGACUGCCUGAUCAACGAUGAAUCAACCAUAAAAGGGCGGCGAGAGGGCGGCGAGAUCUACCUGCCGUUCACUUGGAUGGAAAAAUACUUUGAGGUGUACGGCAAAGUGGUGCAGUACGACGGCUACGAUCGCUUCGAGUUCCAGCACAGCUACUCAAAGGUUUACACGCAGCGGGAGCCCUACCACCCCGAUGGAGUCUUCAUGUCGUUUGAGGGAUACAACGUGGAGGUCCGCGACCGUGUCAAGUGUAUAAGUGGAGUGGAAGGCGUGCCUCUGUCCACUCAGUGGGGCCCUCAAGGCUACUUCUAUGCCAUCCAGAUUGCCCAAUACGGUUUGAGCCAUUACAGCAAAAACCUGACUGAGCGCCCUCCCCACGUGGAGGUCUACGAUACAGCCGAGGAGAGGGACAGCCGAGCCAGCACAACGCCCUGGAGUGUGCCGAAAGGUUGCGGUCUCAGCCGCGUCCACGACAAGACCCGAGCUACCUCCGUGCGUCAGUUCAGUGCUCUAGAGUCCUCAGAAGGCGUGUCCCUCCAGCUGGGUAACUCCAAAGACUUCAUCCUCAGCUUGGACGUCAAGUUCAUCUCCAACGGCAGCGUGUCCGUGGUCCUGGAAACCACAGAGAAGGGCCCGCCCUUCACUAUUCGCUACGUGACCGGCACGCAACUCAUAGCCUUCAAAGAUCAUGAAAUCACCUACGGAAUCGGGCCAAGAACCAGCUGGACCACUCUGACCCGAGACCUGCUCACCGACCUCAGGAAGGGCGUCGGCCUGUCCAACACCAAGGCUGUGAAGGCCACGAAGAUCAUGCCCAGGCGGGUGGUGCGGUUAGUCCUACAUGGGCGUGGCUUUGUUGACAACGUCACUAUCUCCACCACUGCCCACAUGGCCGCUUUCUUUGCCGCCAGCGACUGGCUGGUGCGCAACCAGGACGAACGAGGUGGAUGGCCCAUCAUGGUCACUCGUAAACUGGGUGAAGGUUUCCGGCCUCUGGAGCCCGGCUGGUACUCGGCCAUGGCUCAGGGCCAGGCCAUGUCCACCCUGGUGAGGGCCUACCUCCUCACCAAGGACCAGGUUUACCUCAACGCUGCCCUCAAGGCAGUAGGACCCUACAAGGUGCCUUCAGCGCAGCACGGGGUCAAAGCUGUGUUCAUGAACAAAUACGACUGGUAUGAAGAAUACCCCACCACGCCCAGUUCCUUUGUCCUCAACGGCUUCAUCUACUCCCUGCUGGGACUCUAUGACUUGACUGAGACAGCCGGAGAGAAACUUGGCAGGGAGGCAGGGCAGCUGUUCAGCCGUGGCAUGGAGUCACUAAAGGCCAUGCUGCCGCUCUUUGACACGGGGUCCGGGAGCAUCUAUGACCUGCGUCACUUCAUGUUGGGCACUGCACCCAACCUGGCGCGCUGGGACUAUCACACCACGCACAUUAACCAGCUACAGCUGCUGGCAUCCAUAGACAACUCUCCCAUCUUCAAAGAUGUGGUCAAGCGCUGGAAAAACUACUUAAAAGGGAUUCGUGCCAAGCACAACUAGGUAAAAUGUAACCCGCAUAUAGUAUACAGCUGAGAUGAUGACUGACUGAGAGCAGGAAUAUGCUCUACGUGUGAGAACUGAAUGGAUAAUUGAAUGUGAAGUGGGUGCUCACAUUGUAUGUGUGUGUGCGUCCCAGUUUUGGUUGAGGUUCAUAAUCUAAAAGAUGAGUUUAGUCAGCUGCAGCUCUCAACUCUAAAACUUUCUCGUGUGCUCUGUUGCAGGUUUUGUAUUUUCUGCAACACUGACUGUAGCUCCCCCCACGCCUGUUUUUUCUUUUCUUGAGCUAGUGUUUGUAAUUAUGCACAGACCUAGUUUCAGAGUGUGCGUGCGCGCGUGUGUGUGUGCGUGUGUGUGCGUGUGUGGUUCAAAAUAUCAGUAUAUGAUGUUAGAUAAAGAUGAAUCUCCUUGAAUUGUUUAAACUGAAUCUCACAUCUCUGACAUUGUUCAUCCAGUCUCUUCUCAAACUGUAUUUUUUUACCAUUUCAUCCCAGAUUUGCAAAGUUUAUUGAAACAAAUAAACUGUAAAUAACAGAAUAUAUUAUAAAUUAUUUGGAGGAGAAUGUUGCCAAAAAAGAAAAGAAAAAAAGAAUCGUAUCAAUAUGAAAUAAUUUUGGAUUUUAUUUCCACAUUGCAACAUUGUUUUAUCCCAUAACCUUCAAAACGUACAAGGUUAAAAUCAGGAAGUUUGUUUCUGAAGUUCACCAUGUUUAAGCUGUUAGGUGAGAUACAUUUUAGCUGAAGAGUCAAAUGCUUUAUGCUUCCAAACCAGUAACUUCCAGGUCUUUUCUGAAGCCCUUUUCUCUAAAAUACAGAUGACUAUUGACAAAUAAUAUGGGGGGGGGGUGUUGUUGUGUUGUUUUGUGCUUGAAAUACUUUUUACCUUUUUUUUUCUUCUGUCUGCCAAGGUGCUUGAAAUCAACUCUGAGGAAUAAACACCUCAAACCACCACAUUUGAUUUCAAAGAUUUAAGCUGGCUCUGCUGGCAGCCGCGCUCCUUGGUCCCUACCCAUAAUUCCACUGUAUUUAGCAUUCUGUUGAGUCGCCUGCGUGACUGCAUCUUGGCUCAUGUGACUUACACUUGUGUUUCAGUUGAGACGUAGCAGACUGCAGGUAGCAAGCUGCCACAAUGCGUUACAUUCCCUGUGAUAAGCCCAUCAAGCCCACAAUAAUCUUUAUAUAAAUAAAAUCACAAUUAAUCAUUUAUCCUAGUUAGUCGUCAGUGUUGGAGCCACUGUAAUGCUGGCAUCUCCGUGAUGUUUUAAGAUGACAUGCUUUUUGCAACCAUUCUUAGGUGCUAAUCAAAACCAACGAAAGACCGUCAGUUGGUCACAAAAAAUAAUGAAUAAUUCCUCUGCUGCUGUAGAACGCAGCUACGAGUAAUUAGUCCUGCAUCACUUCAAGUACAGCUCACUUAGUAAAGCAUAAGUUUCUCAUAUCAGACGUCUUGGCUGUGAAUCCCAACUUCGUCAGCUGUGUUUAUUUAAAAAUGGCGGCUGAGAAAUGAACAUCUGAUCAAGUGUCACUGUCGCUCCUCUCUGUUCUUCUCAUUUGCACAGUUUGAGUGAAGCUAGAAAACAUUUAGGAUUCAGAGCCACAUAACAUUUAACCUCUUCAUGGGUGUGUCGCCUUGAAGUGGACAGGAAGUGCACGGACAUAUAAGCCAUCUUAGAUAAUAUCAUCAAUCAUUUAUUCAGAUUCUUACAGGUAUUAACAGUUAGUCAGUUUUAUUAGUGCCAAUUAAUGUGCACUAUCCCUGAUAAAUAAAGACAGAUUCAAAUAUAAGAGUCAACUAAACCCUCAUGCAGAUCAGUCUAAAUCUAAAUCAUAAGAAAUGUACACAGGACACACUGUGGCAAUGACUUUAAACUAACACUUAACUUAUUUCUUAAAAUAGCAAACUUAAGCUUCAGUUGAAUCCCUGUAUCAUAUCAUGUGCUUGGUUUGAACACCAGCAUUAUUAGUUGUAGCUACAUUUUCAUUAAUUUUCAUGCCUUCCUAUUUGACCUUUUUUCGAUUAUUUCCUUGAAAACUCCUGUGAAAAGCUCUUCUCCUAUAAUUUAAACUUGCAGAUGAUAAUUGCAGGAUACAAGUGUAGGCGGUGUGGAUGUCUGCGUUGUGUAUUUGAGGAGAUGGAAAUGUGGGCAGCAGAGGCACAGCUGCAUCUCACUACCAUGUCAAUUCAUAGCAUUUAAACAGACAAAGUGAAGCUGGAGGUAAAUUCUUGAUAAACACAAAGAGGCUGUCAGUCCCAGCACGCUCUCAUUUCUCCUCUCAGCUGUUGUGGGUGCAUGAACUCAGCGUUUUUAAUCUGAGCGCUGCCCUGUUGACCGCUGUACGAGGAGAGAUGGGCUCGCCAAGACACUAACAAUUCACCGGGCUAAUAGGCUGGAGAGCCAGCACACACAGUGCAGUCGCUAGUCGGGGAUGAGUCAGCAUUCACUGGCAUCGCUCUCACAAACAAAACAAAGUGGAGCCCUCGGCAUCAAUGAGGCUUUCAUCGAUCUAGCUUAAAGAUUAUUAAUGAGAAGCGUGAGAAUCAGGCUGCUUCGUUUCUCUGAAAGCGGUGAUGGUGAAUUUUCUUUGGUCGUUCUCAUGAACCUGGUGUAAACUUUGAGAUGAAUACAUUUUCCCAGACAGUCGGAUGUCAGGUUGUCAUUGUGUGAGCUAUUAAGACUACAUCAAAGACGCCUGUGAUUCAUUUCAAUGUAACAUUGAGUGGAAAAGAGCUGCUUUUGGUACAAACAUCUUCCUGACCUCACAGCUUCAACUGUAACUCAGCAUCUAGCUUUCAAGACUAAGCGAGGAUUUAUGAUGGAGCAUUAUGGCCUCUGUUAAAGAAGAAACAGUCUGAGAUAUUGUCAGAAUAUUUCAACAAUAAAGUCAUGAUAUUGUGGGAGAGAAGAAGAAUAAUAUUAAGAAGAAAAUGGAAAGUCUUUUUCAUUUUUUUCGAAAUAUGACUUUGAAAUAUUGUGACUUUUUCUGGUAAAUUUAUUCCUUUUCCACAAAAAUUACAACUGUUUCUCAAAAUAUUUGAGACUUUUUUUUCUUAACCGUGGCCCUUAUCCUCCGCCAUCGAGAUUUAUAUUGUGGAUGGAAGGAAUUAUACUGAAGUUAUGUUUUUAAAAUGAUCCCGGAGGAGAGGUCUGAGUGCGCAGUUUUUUUGAAUGCUUGCUGAUCCUUGUUUUGUUCAUUUCGUGGUGGCAUUUUCUUCCCACAGAUACUUGCAUAAUUCAUACUUUGCCAUUUUGACAGGACAGUAGAUAUAUGUAGUUUAAAAGGGAACAUUCAGGAAUUGAGGUUUUGUGUGUGAAUAACUGGCUCCAUUUUGUUUAUACCAAAGUCAUUGAUUCAAGUACAUUUGAAUUGGUCUACUUUUGUGUGCAAACCGAUUUCCAUUCAGCAUUUAAUGAUAAGUCUCCUUGGAGAUGUCACGGAGAGACACUGCCUUUUGAGAAAUACUAGUUUUUCAAAUGUAGGUUGAAUAGAUUAUAGCAAAAACAAGAUAUGUAACUUGCUUAUCAUAAAGGGGAUGUGUGCAACUAGAGAUUAGCAUUUAGUCAGCUACUGUUUUAAAGGGAAAUGAGCCAAUUGCUGCAAAUUCUCCUUGAAAGUUUUUGCUUGUUUUGGUUUUUGGUUUUGGUUUUUGUGUUUUUAUUGAGUGUUUUUUUUUCAGUUGUUGGAUCAAUCAUUUGCAUCAGAUGUUUUUCUAGAUAGACAAAAGCACAACUGCCGUUUAAUAUCACAUUAUUUGGUUGUAUUUCUUUUGGAGUACUUGUUUUUUUUCUUUUCAGGACAAUGUGCAACGCCUUCAUUAAGAAAGCUGCUAUUAUUGUUCACUGUGUAAUAGGUAUGAGAACUUCCUUUUCCUCAUUUUAGUGGUAUUUUUGUCUGUCUUUCCACUACACAUUAAAAGACAUGUGACCACUGAGGUCAAAUGUGAUUUAUGCAAUAAAAUGUUUACUGGGGUCUUGACACCACAGGAGACCCAGAGCGGUUGUAUAGACUUUGCAAUCCAAGCACAAUGUGCAAAUGCUACCAUUUUUUAGUCCAAGGAAGAGACGUGUUUAUAUACAGAGUAAAAAUCUUUGUGCUUUAAAAAUUUGCUUUUUAAAGGUGUAAAAAAUAAAAGCAUUUUUUCUUAAA